CGUUCCGCGGCAGAAGCUGCUGGAGGACUCGGCCGUCGUCAUGGUCGAAGACGUGCUGAUGCACCUGCCGCGGUCGCGGCUCGUCCAGAUGUCGGAGUACUUUGCGAAGCACCUCCUCGCGCGCGACGGCGACGCAGACGAGCCGGCCCCGGCGGCCCUGGACCAGUGCGCGGUCGCCAGAGUGACGGGCGUGUGCGCCGAGGACUUUGAGGCGCUGCUCGGCGUGUGCGACGACCCGAGCAUCUUCAUCCAGCGGCAGCCGCCGUUCAAGACCCUGAUCGCCGUCUUCUGCGCCGCGCGCACGCUCAGCUUCCGCCAGAUUGACGCCCUGGCGACCUCGCGGCUCGAGAGCCUCUGGCCGAGCGACCUCCACAAGCUCUCGCCCGUGCGCACGCCCCACGCAGCCGAGACCGUCGUCCUCUCGCGCAUGUACAGCCUGCCGGCCGUGCGCAAGCGCGCGUUCUACGAGCUCCUCCGUUCCGAGGGCUUUGCGCAGCGCGGCGUCGACGACAACGGCGGCGGCGGCAGUGGUGGCAGCGGCGCGCUGCCCGACGGCACGCUGCUCGACGGCAGCCGGCUCCUCGGCCGCGCAAAGCUCAGCCACGCCGACAUGGUCCGCCUCGUCACCACGCGCGAGAAGCUGCAGAUGGCCUGGACACUCCUCGUCGGCACCGCCCCGUCGCCCGCCGCGUUCCCCUGCAUGCUCCAGCAGACGACGUCCGCCAACACCGCCUACAGCACCCACGCCGCGCGCAAACGCUGCUCCGACGCGUGCCGGAGCUCGGCCCAGAUAUGGGCAGAGUGGGUCCUCGACUCGGGCUUGUUUGAGAACUGGAUGUAUGACCCCGUGUGCGGCCUGGAGCGGCUCUCGGUCCUGGACUGGGAGCACUCGGGGUUCUGCAGCGCGUGUGUCAUGACGAGGAGGCAGCUGUGGGCGCGCAAGAGAGAAGAGAUAUGGGAUAAUUUGGAUACCUGGCUUGGCCUUUAGUGGUUCGUUCAGGUCGAGAUCGACAUGUCUGUUUUCUUUCUGUUGAAGGUUGCUGUGCACCAGCAUGUUACAUAAAUAAUAGCCAAGACGAGAAGUAGUAUAGAUAUCGGUUGGCUGGUGUUAAUGACCGGUCGUCUACUCUACAAUGCAUCAUCGUCAUAUUUC
Phanerochaete carnosa HHB-10118-sp is the source of this 1153-nucleotide messenger RNA. RefSeq lists its product as uncharacterized. NCBI's taxonomy places the organism in Eukaryota, Fungi, Basidiomycota, Agaricomycetes, Polyporales, Phanerochaetaceae. The record is from RefSeq and is a predicted model, not a curated record. The transcript has 2 exons. Bases 41 to 988 code for a protein of 315 amino acids.